This is a messenger RNA of Drepanopeziza brunnea f. sp. 'multigermtubi' MB_m1, 1260 nucleotides long. RefSeq lists its product as uncharacterized. Lineage: Eukaryota; Fungi; Ascomycota; Leotiomycetes; Helotiales; Drepanopezizaceae. Gene Ontology annotation, cellular component: cytoplasm. The record is from RefSeq and is a predicted model, not a curated record. Gene Ontology annotation, biological process: protein histidyl modification to diphthamide. Gene Ontology annotation, molecular function: diphthine methylesterase activity; protein binding.
AUGGUGACGAUAUCCUCGCCGCCAGCCCUGACCGUCCUGGCUGCCCCGGCCGACCACAGCUCAUCAGUAACACUGCUCUGCGAAUUCCUACUGCCCUUACCACCAAGCUGCAUCGAGUACGUCCCCGACUGUGAAGGGCUUUUUGUGGUAGGGACAUAUCAACUGGAGCCUGAGGAGUCUGUCGAGUCAGCUCUAGCAGUUUCCGAGGAACCACAUGAGCAGUUGCGUAACGGUAGCCUGGGUCUCUUUGAACUGCAGAAAUCCGGACAACUGAUUCAACAUGAUUUUUUCCCUUGUAAAUCUGCCAUUUACGACCUGCAUUUUCUCCAUGAGGCCAAACAGACUUUUGCCGCUGUGUCGAGUACCGGUAGCAUCUCAUUUUACCGAGUGGAGAAAUCGGAAAGCAAAGGAACUACAGCUUUUCAAAUUGUGUCUCUCUUCGAUGCCCAGCUCUUUUCAGACCAGACUAUCGUCACUUUUUUCACUUUUUUGCCUCCCGCAGGGGUGGAGAAGUUCGGCCCCCUUAUUGCAGCAACCACUAACGACGGCGGCGUCUACCUCAUACGCUACAACUUGGAGGCCAAAUUUGUCGAGCUAAUCAACGAGGGGGAACCUGUCCAUAGACACUUGUUGAUGGGUGGGCCCGAUAACGCUUGGUGCUGUGCAUUUUAUACAGACAAUAUCACAUCCAGUGUAUAUUCUGGAGGCGACAAUUCCGAACUGGUCCGGACCAAGUUCGACCUGGAGGCGACUGAUAGAAAUACUUUCAGUUCUGAAAAGUCUACCCAUAAGUUUUGCACUGCGGGAGUCACCGCGAUUCUCCCGCUGCCCAGUAGCGUAAGCGAUGACUCCUCGCUUCUCCUUACUGGGAGUUACGACGAUCGUGUACGGCUCUACUCGAUUGGCCAUAAAAAGGAGCUAACUAAUCUUUACUUGGGGGGAGGAGUUUAUCGAUUGAAGAUUAUCCGCCGAUGGGGCUCCUCAUUUCUGAUUUUGGCCUGCUGCAUGCAUGCGGGCACGAAAUUAUUGGAGGUGUCGGAAGAGCGUGAUAACUUUCAAAUAAGGAUUGUCGGAUAUCUGAAUGUGCCCGAAGACAGCGGGGACAAUUACUGCUACGCAGCCUCUAUCGUAUCCGGCGUGUUUGUUAGUCCUCUUAGCAAUGACGACGACGGCGAGAUGAGGGUCGAUCAGGUUUUUGUCAGCGGGACUUUCGUGGAUAAGAAACUCACAACUUGGCGAUACAAGACAGAGCGAAGUUAA